AUGUGACCAUUAGUAACUGAGCAUUACAGAAUUUUGGAUGCUUACGGUAAUUCUCCUAAAUAUAUUUAAAAUCUCUAUUUUCAUUUACUUUUAAUUGAAAGAAAAUGUUCUUGCUUGAAGUUUUGUUAUAGUGGUAUUGGGAAAUUAUUGGAUGUUUUAACAACAGCAAAAAGUGAUUAUUAAUGAUAAUAGAUUUUCUUGCCCUCAUACUCCUAGUUUUUUAUAAUCAAAAUAAGUACAGGAUUUUGCCAAUUGAGGAAAAUUAGGAUAUUGGUCACAUUGUAAAAUAAUUUAAUUAUGGCUGUUUUAAAAAUUUUUAUUAAUAUAUUUGUAAUGCAGUCAUCAUGGAAAAUUGGUACAUAUACAUAUCAUAUCAUGAUCUUUCCUUUUCUCCUCCCUUUCCUUCCAUCUCCUCUCAUACCCAGAUCCCCUUCCCAUCUCCACAACAUCUGUCUUGUCUUUUACUUUGCUCUUUAAAUUUUAAUAUGUUGGGUUUCUCAUAUAUAACAUGAACAAUAAUUAUAAUAAUAAACAUUGUAAAAUUAAAUUUCCAUCAAAAUAUAUAUAAUUCCAGUUUUAAAAAAAACAGAACUUCUCAAAUUAUUAUAGGUUUAUUUGAUACAAUAUUAACUUGUGAAUCACCUUCUGAACUGCCUCGAAAGUUAUUAUGCACUGCAUACCUUAAAGAUGUUUGUUUUUAAAUGUUGAUGUUUUGGGAUAGCUAUGCAUCUCUAAAGUAGGAAUUUGACUAGUAUGUUAGUUGCCAGGAACUUCUUUAGCCCUUAGGUUCAUCGCUAUGAUUAUGUAAUAUUUGUGGAAAGUCACCGGUAAGCAUAAAACAUCACUAGCAAACUAGAAAAUUCUAGGUUGAUGAUAAAAAUUAGUAGGAAACAACUCAAAAGAAGCAGUAUAAAAUCAGAUACAAUGGCACACUUCUGUAAUCCCAGCAUUUGGAAGGGUGAGGCAGGAUUGCAGAGUUCGAGGCCAGCCUCAGCUCUGUAGUGGAUUCAGGGCCUAUGGGGAAAAAAAAGAUAGUAUACACAAAAGGAGAUACAAUGUCACAGCCUUACAGACCACUUCCUACUUGUUGAAUAGAAACCUCUUUCAAGUCUUCCUUAGCUUUCCAACAAACCAUUUGUUAAGUAUUUAGAUAUUUUAAUGUAAUUCAUGAUGAAUGUAAAUUGUGAAAAUGUAGAUCUUUUUAAAUUGUAGUGAUGAAAAAUAUAUUCAACAUAAAAAUUUUUCUGUCAUUCUCUUCAAGAUAAUGUUUGAAUUACCAGUCAAUCUCUUGAUUUCCUGUACCUUCUGUGGUUCAGAUAUUAGCAACACAACUGAUAAUCUCUUUGGAGUUCAGAGUCAAAUUUUAAAACCUGUUAAGUUUGAUAUUGUCUUGAAAGUUUUGCUUGGAAUGAAUCAUCCCUAUUUUAUUCAGGGUUUUUUGCCUAUUGUGACUGAUUUUUCUUUGUUCACAGCUAUUCUGUAUAAUAUUGUGUGAUGUUUCAUUGAUGCUUUUUUUAAUACCAGGGAUCAAACUCAUGACCUUGCACUUAUCAGGCAAGUGCUUGAGCCACUGAGCUAAAUCCUCAGCCCCUGUUUCAUUGAUUCUUUAACAUGAUCCUUCCAUCUUCCCUUUCCUAUAGUUUCCUAUAGUUUCUACACUUCAGGGUUCCAGUGAGUUCUUUUCUUUGCCUCAGAACUAUGUGAAUUUAGCAGAGCAUGGUAGCACAUGACUGUGUGUUUAUCCAGGAUCACAAGUUGAGGCCCAGCCUGGGCAGAUUAAUCUCUUAGUGAGGUGUAAUUCAAAAUUUUAAAAAGGAUUGGGGUUGUAGUUUGGGACAAAGGCCCUAGGUUCUGUUUUCAGUACCAAAAAAAAAAAAAAAAAAAAAAAAUCCGGCACCUAUAGAUUUAAUUUGCGAGAUUCCAGGACCUUGUUUUAAGAGGUUCUGUUCCCUGUUUUGAUGUUGUUCACAGAGACAGGUAAGUGAUAGAUGGGAUCAAAUAUAGCCAGUGAUAGAUGGGAUCAAAUAUAGGUGCUGCAGUCAUGGGACCACCGCUCUAACAACUUGUGAUCGAUUGUACAGCUCAAUAGCUUUGAGAUAAGGAGCCAUGAAUAUGCUAGAUGAGCAACCAUAAUAGAAGAAAUAAGGGGAUGAUUGAAUAGAUUCUUUCCCAUUUUCCAUUCCUAGAAAUAUUUUACACUUUUAGUUUUAAAUACAGUGUUGGGUUUAUAUUCCAGAAACAUUCCUCUUUUAAAAUGGGUGAAAUGCAAGUGAUAGCACUCAUUUAAAGAACACCUUACUUCUCUUUCAGGAGAUGUGAAUCUUACAAAUUAAUUUUGUUUGUUUCCCCUGAAAUUGGUUACUAUUCAGUAUCCAUUUCUCUUCUGUUUUUGUUUUUUUUUUUUUUUUGGGUGUGUGUGUGUGUGUGUGUGUGUGUGUGUCUUUUUUGAGACGGGGUCUUGCUAUGCAGUUCAGGCUGGCCAUGAGCUCACUUUGUAGCCCAGGCUGGUCUCGAAUUUGCAAUGAUCCUCCUGCCUCAGCCUCCCGAGUGCUGAGAUUAUAGGCAUGAGCCACCACGCCCAGCUUCUCUUCUGUUCGUGGAUAAUUAAAUUUAUACUUAUACCUAGAUUGGACUUUGUUGAGUUUGUUUGAGCAGUGUUAUACUAAAAAAAAAAACCUUUUGACUGUUGGGGAACUCUUCUGGGCCUCGAUUGAUGUCCAGGGACUUUGGGAAUUCCAGUGCAUCCAGGCAAAUGCCUGCCCUUUCCAACCACAUAGCUAGUAGCUUCUGAAGUAAUCCCAAGGGUUUUGUUUGCUUUUUUUUUUUUCGAGGAUGUAAAUUGAGAACAGAAAUACUGCCUUGAAAAAAGCCCAGGAAGCAGUAGGUUUCAUCUCUCCUCAGCCUGCCAGGCUUUUGGUGAGUCUGGGAGUGUUGACAGAGUCUUGAGUCCUCUUGGCAGAGAAUAAGAGUCAAAAAGAGAGAGGUCCUUGGGCAGUGGUCCAAGUCCCUACUUGCCUCAUUAGGGAGAAGUCAACCUUGUGUGUCUGGUUGGCAGGGCACACUUAAUCACGAAGUAUCAUUUCAGCGGUUUGCAAAGAAAAGUGAUACGAAGGGACAGCUGCAAGUAAGCCACAACCUCAGUCUGAGGAAAUCGAGCACCCACUUCACUUGGAGGGAAGAGCAAACGAAGGAAGGCUAGGGCUUAACAGGUUCCCAGGUACCAUUGAAUAGGCCAUGGCUCCGCGUUUACGGCAAAGAAGGCGUAAGAAACAUCCAUCAGUGACUCCUAUGGUUGUAACUCCACCCACAGUUGUGACUCCUAUACCUGUGACCCUCACAAAACCUGACCCUAGCAUUGAUGCACUUGGCUUCUUCUCCUUGGAUAAUAAUGUUCCUGGCCUAUCCAAGCUGAUUCUUCAAAAGCUGAACAUGAAAAGCUAUGAAGAAUACAAGAUGGUGGUAGAUGGUGGUACCCCUGUAUCAGGCUUUGGAUUUCGAAGUCCUCAAGAAAUGUUCCAAAGAUUGGAGGACACAUUUCGAUUCUGUGCUCACUGUAGAGCACUACCUAGUGGACUUUCAGACUCCAAGGUUCUCCGACACUGUAAAAGGUGCAGAAAUGUGUAUUACUGUGAUCCAGAGUGUCAGAGGUCAGACUGGCCAGUACACAGAAAGGUUUGUCAAGAACUUGGUCAUGUGGCUGUGGAUCGUCUCAUGGAAUGGCUCCUAGUCACAGGUGAUUUUGUCCUACCCUCAGGACCUUGGCCAUGGCCGGCUGGUGUACAGGACUGGGAUACUUGGUUUUCUAUGAGAAGGUUACAGCUAGAGGCUACACUGGAUGCUAUGCUAGGUAGCCAUGCCAUGACCAUCCUCUGGGCCAGUGUAGGAAGGCCAAGGCCAGACCCAGAUGCUCUGCGGGGGUCUUUGAAGCGGCUGCUAACAGAUAUCCUGUCAAGGCCUUUGACACUGGGCCUAGGACUUCGGGCCCUGGGGAUAAACACUGGGAAGCCUGGAGGAAGCACAGUACAUGUGGUUGGUGCUUCUCAUGUGGAGACAUUUCUCACUGGUUCUGAGGACUAUAAUGAGCUUGGCUACAUGUUUCCUGGACAUCUUGGCCUCCGUGUGAUCAUGGUGGGUGUGGAUGUGACUACUAGCUUUUUACAGAGCACUGUAACAUCAACUCCAGAACCUGACACCGUUCACCUUAGUGGCCAUAGGGGCCUGUAUCAUGACUUCUGGGAGGAACAGGUAGAGACUGGGCAGAUGGCCCAUCCAGAUAUGGUUGUGGCUUUCCAUCCAGGUUUCCAUGCCUCCCCGACCUUGAUGGAAGCUUGGCUACCUACCUUGCUGCUACUUCGUGACUAUAAGAUCCCUACAUUGCUUACUGUUUACAGCUAUCAGGAAUUGACAGCCUCUUUGCAGAUUCUGGUGGACCUGGAUACCCAUGUCAUUGCCUAUGGAGCUAAUCCUUUCUCAUCUCUCAAGCCUGAACAGGUCUAUUCCAACCCCAACAAGCAGCCAGUAUACUGCAGUGCCUACUAUAUCAUGUUUCACGGGAGUUCCUGCCAGCUAGAAGAGAGGCCAUUAGAUGAGAAAGUAGAUGGCGGGGUUUAAAUGGCUGAGCCAGUUCCUAACUGGAUUCCUAGAAAAUGAGGAAGCUAUAAUAUAGUUAUUCUGCACAUGCCAGGUUGUUACCAAUGCUAAAACAUACUUUGUUUAGAGUAAAUUUCGUUUGCUGUCCAGAUAAAAGAGUCUAAGCAGAAUGAGAACACCAGUAUGAUGUAACUUAUUUCUAAGUGGUUAGCCACAAGUAGUUUCUAAAGAUAGGUUUCUAGACUUAGUAGGUGGCAAAAAGCCCUGGAAGUCUUUCCAGAGUCCGGAGUUUCUAAUAGUUUCCUUUGUGAGUAAGUUACACUUUUUGACUAGAACCAGCUGGCACUGACGAGAAAAAAGAACCAUCAUAUUCUUCUGAAAAUAAUUCUUCUUAUCCUGAAAUUCAGGGUAAAAACUGGAGAAGUUGAUGACUUGCCAGUGGUCUGAGAAUGGACAAGUCAGGGAAGUUUUGGGAGUGUGGGGAAGGUUGUAAAUAUUGGCACAUUGCCACAUUUCUGCUGCCCCCUCUCCUCGAGUAAUGUCUCAUUUUCCAAUUGUCUUUUGGGGAAUUCUGACCUCAGAGUGGACCUGAUGGUAUAUUUGAGUUAUCCCAGGUUUUAUCAAACUUUACUUGAAUUCAUUGACAUUAUCUCCUGUUCUAUAUCACAAUAAAUUCAGUUUUGAGGGUGGAUUUUUAUUUGUUUUAUUUAUUUAUUUAUUUAUUGUCUUUUUCAUUUUUAUCGGUACCAGGGAUUGAACUCAUGACUGCACGCUUGCAAGGCAGGUGCUUAUGCCACUGAGCUAAAUCCCCAGCCCCUAUUUGUUUGUUUUAAUGACAGAGGAGGGCUUACUACAUUGCCCAGGCUGACCCUGAACUUCUGGCCUCAAGUGAUCCACUUGCCUCAACCUGUCAAAUAGCUGGGUCUGCAGAUACCACACUGUGCCUAGCUACUUCAGAGCUUCUUAAAUCACUACUUUUAUAUUAUUUUUUGCACGUAUUACUCACUUGCAUACAAUACUUUGAAAUGGAAGAUUAAUAGUAGCUUUGUUUGGGCCCACCAUUCUUCUGUAUACUUGUCUAAUGUUAUCUUUCUUUUAUCACAUUCUCAGAUUACUAGAUGCUCAUUUCUACAACCUUGCCAUUUGUUACAUACAUGCGCAUAAACAAUCUGUCCCCCCAGUAUACACAUAUGUACUCUUAUGGGGGUAAUUUUGAAUUAAUUUGUUUGUUUGAUUUAUUUAUUUUAGGCAGGGUGUUGCUAUGAUGUUCAGGUUGGCCUUGAACUCACUAUGUAUGUAGGCCUCUCAAACUUCCAGUGGUCUUCCUGCCUCAAGUGUCCUGAAUGCUAGGAUCAAAGCAUUCACCACCAUGCCCCAUUCAUUUAUUCAUUUAAAACAAUUAACACCUACUGUGUGAAAGGUAUUUUAUUACUACUUUUGGGAAAUAGGUGAAUGAGAGAUGGUCCUUAAUCUUAAAUUAGGAAGAGAAAUAAUAUGUCUACAGAGAUACUUUUUUUUUUUUUUUUUUUGUCUUUUUCCUUUAUCGGUACCAGGGAUCGAACUCACGACUGCCUGCUUGCAAGGCAGGCGCUUAUGCCGCUGAGCUAAAUCCCCAGCCCCGAUACUUUUAUUGAAGAAUAUAGUAAUAAGAAAUGAGAGACUUGUACUGCUAAGGAAAUAGAGGCUUUGCUGAUAUCAGCAAAGAGAGAUCACUUCGGCAACUGGUAGUGAAAGUAUUGUGAAUUAAAAUUUUAUGAACAAAAAAUAAAUAAAAUUGUAUGAAACAAAGAGCAGGGUAUUCCAGAGAAGAAAUAGGAACAGAAGAUUAGAGGCAGAUAAAUUUAGGGGAGGGAAGCCAGGCAUGGUGGCUCAUGCCUGUAAUCCCAGCACUCGGAAGGCUGAGGCAGGAGGAUUGUUGCGAGUUCGAGACCAGCCUGGGCUACAAAGUGAGCUCAAGGCCAGCCUGAACCGCAUAGCGAGACCCCGUCUCAAAAAGACAAAAAAAAAAAAAAAAAAAAAAAAAGGUUAGGGGAGGGGGAAAUUAUAGAGUAUAUUGAAGAAUUAGUAUAAAUGAAGUCUGGAAAGUAGUUUGGCAUUAUGUUAUAGAAGAAACAUAUCUAUUAUAGAUCUAAGUAUAAUCUUGGGGUGACCAUCAGAUAUUUUUGUGCCCUAAGCUAAACUACUGUCUUUGUUUCCUCAUUGGCAAAAUAGGGAUAAUACCUAUUACUCAAAGUUGCAUUAAAUAUUAAAUGAAAAUGUUUGUAAAGUUGGAGGACUCGCAUGUCUCACUUUCAGAAUUUACACAAAGCAGUAGUAAUCAAGCCAGGUGUGGCACAUGCCUAUAAUCCCAAGACUCAGAAGGCUGAGGCAGGAGAAUUGCCUAGAGCUUGAGGCCAACCUGGAUUGAAUAGUGAGUUCAAGGCCAGUCUGAAGUAUAUAGUGAGACCCUGUUUCAAAAAACAAAGAUAAAACUAUGUGGUGCUGGCAUAAGAGAGAUACAUUCAUCUAUGAAAUAGGAUUGGGAGUUGUCUUAAUCUGUUUGAACUACUAUAAUAUCAUUUUAAAGGUGGCUUAUAAACAACUGAAAUUUAACACAAUUGGGGGCUGGGGAUAUAGCUCAGCGGCAUAAGCACCUGCCUUGCAAGCAGGUGGUCGUGAGUUCAAUCCCGGUACCAAUAAAAAUGAAAAAGACAAAAAAAAAAUUUAACACAAUUUCAGAAGAUAGAAGUCAAAAAUCAAAGAAUUGGUCUAUUUGGUAUCUUUUUAAGGGCUCAUUUUCUCAUUUACAGAAGGCAUCUACUUACUGCAUCCUUAUGUGGUGACCCUUAUUUCUCUUUUAUAAAAGAAUUACUCCCAUUGAUGACCCCAUCACUUCUGAAAGGCUUCACUUCCUAUUACCAUUGCAUUUCAGUGCAUUAAUUUUAAGUGGGACGUAUACAUUCAGACUAAUAAGAAUUGAAAAAAAAAGUCCUUACAUGUAUGGCCUAUUGAUCUUUCACAGGGGUGCCAAAGCAAUUCAAUGAGAAAAAAUUGACUUUUAAAUAAAUGGUGCUGUUGUGAAGGAUAUCAAAAGUAAUUUAAGGGAAAAACAAUAGACUUUGUGUGUGUGUGUGUGUGUGUGUGUGUGUGUACUGAGAAUUGAACUCAUGACCUUGCACUUGCCAGGCAGGCACUGUGCCAGGAAUAGACUUCUGAACAAGAUGCUGAGACAGUUGGCUAUCUACAUGCAAAAGGAUAAAGUUGGACUUCAAACUCAGAACAUAGGAAAAUUUACUCAAAUUGUUCAAAGACCUAAAAAGAAAAUAUAGUGAUAAAUCUUAAUGAAUUUGCAUUGGGAAAUUUUUUUUAGAUAUGGUACCAAAACUCAAAUAGCCAAAAUAAUAAACUGCUUCUUUCAAAAACCUUGAUAUGCAUGAUGGUGCAUACCUGUAAUCCCAGCUACUGAGAAGGCUGAGGCAGGACAACUUAGCAAGACUCGGUCUCAAAAUGAAUACAGAAACUAGAAGUAAGGUGUGAUGAAACAUGCCUGUAAUUCCAGCACUCUGGGAGGCUGAAGCUGCAAGAGCUUGAUUUCAUUCCCACUGUGGGUAACUCAGUGACUUAGUGAAGGCCCAUCUAAAAAAAUAAAAAAGGCAGGGGAUUUAAACCCUAGUAACUGGAGUAGGAGGGAAUAUAUAUAUAUAAAACAUAUGCAAAUACAUCAUUAUAUAAAGAACUAGUGACUGAGAUUUUCAGUUUCCACAGGAGGUCCUAGAAACAAUUCCCCACAGAUACUGAAUGACAGCUGUAUUCAGAAAUUAUGUAUUUGAUGAGGACUUGCAUCGGUGUAUAUAAACUACUUUUUCAAUUUAAAAGAACAAAAAAAGACCAAUUUUUAAAUGCCCAUAUGUUCUAAAUAGAUGUUUCCCCAAAGAAGAUAAAUAAUAAGCAAACAAAAAGAUGCCAAACAUCAUUAGUCAUUAGGAAAUACAAGUAGAAGACAGCAAUAGGUUAUGACUCUGUGGUAUAGCAUAUGAUACAGGGUAUCUAUAUUCACUUCCUAGCACCAUCCCACACAGAUACAAUGAAAUAACUGCUUUUGUCCUUUUACAGUGGCUAUAAUAAAGACUCAUGAGUUUGAUGAGGAUGUGGGGAAAUUUGGACCUUCAUACACUACAGGUGAUAAUUGUGUAGCCAUUUUGGCAAUGGUCUGGCAGUUCCUUAGAAAGUUAGAUUAAAUUACCAUGUAAUUCCGUAACUCAAAUCACAGGUAUAUACUUAUGAGGAAUAAAAAUAUAUGCACAUGAAUAUUCAUAGCUUGUUACUCAUAAUAACCAAAA
Cavia porcellus (domestic guinea pig) is the source of this 8909-nucleotide messenger RNA. RefSeq names its product MSS51 mitochondrial translational activator (gene Mss51). The transcript is spliced from 7 exons. The record is from RefSeq and is a predicted model, not a curated record. Lineage: Eukaryota; Metazoa; Chordata; Mammalia; Rodentia; Caviidae. Bases 3235 to 4611 code for a protein of 458 amino acids.